Haemorhous mexicanus (house finch) is the source of this 5076-nucleotide messenger RNA. RefSeq names its product vav guanine nucleotide exchange factor 2 (gene VAV2). Gene Ontology annotation, cellular component: cytoplasm. Gene Ontology annotation, biological process: regulation of GTPase activity; cell migration; intracellular signal transduction. The record is from RefSeq and is a predicted model, not a curated record. The coding region runs from base 157 to 2676 and encodes 839 amino acids. NCBI's taxonomy places the organism in Eukaryota, Metazoa, Chordata, Aves, Passeriformes, Fringillidae. The transcript has 27 exons. Gene Ontology annotation, molecular function: guanyl-nucleotide exchange factor activity; protein binding.
GCUCUCGGGGCCGGCGGGCGGCGAUGGAGCGGGGCGGUAGCGCGGAGCCGCCGAGCACCGCGGCCCCUCGGGCGGCUGCCCGCGGCCCCUGAGCGCCGGCAGGAGGAGGAGGAGGAGGAGGAAGAGGAAGGCCGGGGGAGCCAGCAGAGCGCGGCCAUGGAGGAGUGGCGGCAGUGCGGCCGCUGGCUCAUCGACUGCAAAGUUUUGCCCCCGAACCACCGGGUGGUCUGGCCCUCGGCCGUGGUGUUCGACCUGGCGCAGGCGCUGCGGGACGGGGUGCUGCUGUGCCAGCUGCUGCACAACCUGUCCCCCGGCUCCAUCGACCUCAAGGACAUCAACUUCAGGCCGCAGAUGUCCCAGUUUCUGUGUUUGAAGAACAUCCGGACCUUCCUGAAGGUGUGCCACGACAAGUUUGGGCUGAGGAACAGCGACCUCUUUGACCCCUUUGACCUCUUUGACGUGCGGGAUUUCGGGAAGGUGAUCUCUGCAGUGUCCAGGCUCUCCUUCCACAGCAUUGCUCAAACCAAAGGAAUUAGGCCCUUCCCUUCGGAGGAGACCACGGAGAAUGACGAUGACGUGUACCGGAGCUUGGAGGAGCUGGCAGACGAACACGACCUGGGGGAGGACAUCUACGACUGCGUCCCCUGCGAGGAUGAGGGCGAUGAUAUCUACGAGGAUAUCAUCAGAGUGGAGGUUCAGCAGCCCAUGAAAAUGGGAAUGACAGAAGAUGACAAAAGGAAUUGCUGUUUGCUAGAAAUCCAAGAAACUGAAGCCAAAUACUACAAAACCCUUGAAGAUAUAGAAAAGAACUACAUGAACCCCCUGAGGCUGGUGCUGACUCCCCAAGACAUGGAAGCUAUUUUUAUCAAUUUGGAGGACCUCAUUAAAGUGCACUUCAGUUUCCUGAGAGCCAUCGAUGUCUCCAUGAUGUCUGGAGGAAGCAGCCUGGCAAAAGUGUUCCUGGAGUUCAAAGAGAGGCUGCUGAUUUAUGGCAAGUACUGCAGCCACAUGGAGUAUGCCCAGAACACCCUGAACCACCUCCUUGCCAACCGGGAGGACGUGAGGCAGAAGGUGGAGGAAUGCACACUAAAGGUCCAGGAUGGGAAAUUCAAGUUGCAAGAUCUGCUGGUGGUUCCAAUGCAGAGAGUUUUGAAGUAUCACCUCCUGUUAAAAGAGCUGCUCAGCCAUUCCUCAGACCGGCCAGAGAAGCAGCAGCUGAAGGAGGCUCUGGAGGCAAUGCAGGACUUGGCCAUGUACAUCAAUGAAGUCAAGAGGGACAAAGAGACUUUGAAGAAAAUAAGUGAAUUUCAGAGCUCUAUAGAAAACCUGCAAGUGAAGCUGGAGGAGUUUGGGAGGCCGAAGAUCGACGGGGAGCUCAAGGUGCGCUCCAUAGUGAACCACACCAAGCAGGACAGGUAUUUAUUUUUGUUUGAUAAAGUGGUGAUUGUCUGCAAGAGGAAAGGAUACAAUUAUGAGCUGAAGGAAAUUAUUGAGCUGCUCUUCCACAAGAUGACUGAUGACCCCAUGAAUAACAAGGACAUUAAGAAGUGGUCCUAUGGCUUCUACCUGAUCCACCUGCAGGGAAAACAGGGCUUCCAGUUCUUCUGCAAGACUGAGGAGAUGAAGAGGAAGUGGAUGGAGCAGUUUGAAAUGGCCAUGUCCAACAUCAAGCCAGAGAAAGCCAACGCAAAUCACCACAACUUCCAGAUGUACACAUUUGAAAAGACAACCAACUGCAAAGCCUGCAGGAUGUUCCUGAGAGGAACCUUCUACCAGGGCUAUCUUUGCCCCAAGUGUGGAGCAGGUGCUCACAAGGAGUGCUUGGAGAUUAUUCCUCCCUGCAAGAUGGGUUCCUCAGCAGACCAGGAUUCACUGGGUGCAGGACCUGGUCCUAAAAUGGUGGCUGUUCAGAAUUACCAUGGAAACCCAGCCCCUCCUGGGAAGCCAGUGCUGACCUUUCAGAUUGGGGACGUGAUGGAGCUGCUCAGGGGGGACCCCGACUCACCGUGGUGGGAGGGGAGGCUGCUGCAGACGAAGAAGUCGGGUUAUUUCCCCAGCUCCUCAGUGAAACCCUGCCCCGUGGAUGCCAGGCCCCCCAGCAGCCGGCCGCCCUCGCGGGAGAUCGACUACACAGCCUACCCGUGGUUUGCAGGGAACAUGGAGAGGCAUCAGACAGACAACCUGCUCAAGUCCCACGUCAGUGGCACCUACCUGAUCCGGGAGCGGCCGGCUGAGGCCGAGCGCUUCGCCAUCAGUAUUAAGUUCAACGAGGAGGUGAAGCACAUCAAGGUGGUGGAGAAGGACAACUGGAUCCACAUCACGGAGGCCAAGAAGUUUGAGAGCUUGCUGGAGCUGGUUGAGUACUACCAGAGCCACUCCCUGAAGGAGAGCUUCAAGCAGCUGGACACAACUCUGAAAUACCCCUACAAAUCCCGGGAGCGCUCUACCUCCAGGACCUUCACCCGCUCCCCAGUGUUCACCCCCCGGGUCAUAGGCACGGCCGUGGCACGGUACAACUUCGCGGCGCGGGACAUGCGGGAGCUGUCGCUGCGCGAGGGGGACGUGGUGAAGAUCUACAGCAGGAUUGGAGGGGACCAGGGAUGGUGGAAGGGGGAGACCAACGGAAGGGUGGGCUGGUUUCCCUCGACCUACGUGGAGGAGGAGGGCGUGCAGUGACCGCGGCCGUGGCCGCUGGAAGUCGUCGAGCGCCCGGAGCCAGCAGCUGCAGCCUGAGCACACUGUCCCCGUGCUGGACACCUCCCAGGACUGGCCUUGCAGUCCCUCAGGACCCCCUCUCUGUGCAGGCUGCCCCGGCCUGGCCCCUGUUCCGUGUACAGAAGAUUGCUGGGCUGUGGGAUGGCGCCGGCGGAGAGCCCCGGGAGAGCCGCGCUCUCCCCGAUGGACAGAGCUCAGAGACUCUGGGUGCCCAGCAGGGCCUGGGCACUGCACCCCUCCUGUGGCAGGGGGUUCUAAAAGCCACCCCGGGGAUGCUGGAGGGAGGGUGAGGCUGGAGGUUUUGUGCCUGGGUGAGAAUUUGGGGCGUUUCAGGGGAGGGAGCCCCAAGGAGGCAAUGCAGACCCCCUGCCACAGCACUCGGGGGGGUCCCCAGGUCAGGAUUUUGGCAGUGGCCCUGGCAGCCAUGGGCAGCACUGUGCUGUGACCAGGGUGAAGGGCAGGGUGGGGACACCUGGCCUGGGAGGAGGAGAGGGCUGUGGCCAUUGGAAGUGGACCUCCAGGUCAGCCAGGAGGGGAAAGAGCCAUUUUGGCACCCCCGAGGCCAUUUUCUUUACAGUCACCUCAGUCCCACCAGCCUUGCUGCAGGCAGGGGGGUGCCCAGGGAGCAGACUGGUCCCACUGGUGAGCAGGAGGUCCCAGUGCAUUGCAGGACUGGAGAUGUGCUCCACACAAGGGUUUCAGAGGCCACCAAGGCACCAGGUACAUGCAGAGGAUGUGUCUGUGGGUCUGUCCUCCCCAAGCCAGGCUGAUUUUCCUUGCAGCUGUGACCAUUCCCACCUUAUGAGCUCAGGGUGAACCCACCUGUAUAAGGGCUACGGUAUCAAGUCCUGAAUCCUGUCCCUGAGCUGUGAAAGCAUCUCCUCUUCCCAGCUGUGUGCACUUUUGGGGGCUGGCAGUGUUGCCCCCCACUCUUCCUCUUCCUCCCACAGGCUGUUCCUGCUGCUGCUGUCAAGUAAAGGUCCGUGUGUUGUGACAUUCCCAGUGUCCUGAGCACCCUCUGUCCUUCCCAAAGUGCAAAUACAAACAAAAUACACGUGUGGGAGCGUGGCAGGGAGCAGCUCCCCUGUCUCUGAGCCCCAGGAGCUGCCUCUCUGAAUACCUGGCAUUUUGAGCUGGUGCUUCCAUGCCCUGCUGCUGUUCCCCUGGGAUUUGGGGUGGUCCUGCUGUGGGAUCCUGCUGCCAGUCUGGGAGGUGCCAGUGCUGGCUGGGUGAGCAGUGGUGCUGCCCUCAGUCCCUGCCAUGGGGGUCUGCAAACAGAGCAGCAGAACCGUGUUUGGGGUAAGAAAUGGAAGAGUUUGGAUCUCUCAGUGAUGCUAACUUGGGAAUUACAUGCUGCUGCUCAGUGACAAGCCCAGAGCCACCCUGCUUUGCUCCCUGUUCCUCCUGGAGCUCUGGGAGUGCCCCCACUCGUGGGGUGUGAGGUGGGUGCAGCAGGGUCCGGCCAGGGCCAUGGGGGUGACAGGGACAGGGGGGGCUCAGGGCAUUCCCAAGGUACUGUUUGGUGCUAACCCCUCCCAGCCAGCCCCUCCAUGCUCAGUUUGAGGGCAGCAGCCGGCAGGGAGCUGACAAUUCCCUGCCCUGUGCAGAGCAGAGGGUCCCAUUGCCAUUGCAGAGGCUGUGCUGGAGCUGAGGGGACAUUUUGGGUGGGUGGGACACACCAACUCCUGAUGGCUCCCGGUCUGCCUCACAUCCCAAAGCCUUACAGCCCCUCCUGUUCAACGUGGCCAAUUUUGUAAGGUGGCAAGGGCAUCACCUUGGGAGAGCACAGCUCUGUCCCAGGGAGCAGGGCCCCUGUGUCCCUUACACCCCAAAGGGACCCCAAAGGGACCCCCACCCUCUGCCUGCCCUGCCAAACCCCCUCCCCCAGAGAGCUCUCCCUCUUGUGUUUACUGGUGUAAGAAACUUGUUAAAAAAGAGAUUGUUCUGUUUGUAAGUAAUUAUUCAGCCAUUUGCCACAAAUAUAUCUGUGAAUAAGAAAGGGAAAUGUUUUUUAUGAUGGCGAGAAAAUUGGAUGUAUUAUUUUAGGUCGUCGCAGAUAAUUUGGAAUUGCAAUGGGAUAAGUUGGAAAAUAAUAUGUAAAUUCCUUGGGUUUUUCCUUUGCACUGCACUAACUGGGGUAGGGUGGAGGGGGUUUAAAGAUAAAACUGUUUGUUUAAUGGAAUAGUUUAUAGCUGGGAAUUUGGAAAUCAUUUGGAAUAGCUUGUAAUGCUGGAAUAGAAACUUUAGCUGCUACUUAGAAACCCUUUUGCAUGUGGUUUUUCCAGGCCUUUUUAAGUUACAAUUCAUCAAAGUAAAUUCCCCAACGGAAAAAAACCAAAAUAAAGUGUAAUUUUGCUGAUA